AUGCUCGCGUCAGUCGCAAUCAACGGCUGGAGCUUCUCGCGCGUGCCCUCGCCGGCCUCGCGCAUCCUCCAUGAGUACCUUGGAGAACUUCGAGAAGGCCGGAAACCAUCGGAUCGGUUUGCGUUUUUACAGCAGCUUCCGACGUGCCUCGUGCCUGGCCCCGUGUGCUAUGCGCCAAGCAUCGACUCGAUCUUGACGGUCACGUCGGAUUUGCACGUCGAGUGCUACCGAUAUCAGAUUCUCGCCACCUCCAAGAAGGCUGCCAAGGACGAGAAACCAGCGACCGGAAGCAAAUCUCUCCACGCCGAGUGGCGCGUCAACGUCGGCGAGCCCGUUCUCGACCUACAGAUCGGUCGUGUUGCUCCAACGACGUCGGCCAAGAGCUUUGACAUCGUCGUGCUCUGCGAGUUUACUCUCUUUUGCCUCCGGCCGACGGGCGACGUCUGCUUCCAGAAACGUCUCGGGUUCCACCCGUCGGCGCUGCGACUGUACCCGGCCAACGACGACGACGACACGCCAGUGACCAACGUCCUUUUGGCGACGCACGCCAAGCAGUGGAUGAUCUACAAAGCCGCCAAUCUCGUUUGGUCGGCCGUGGCCCCGACCGUCUCGACGGCGCUUGGCGUCGGGGAAUUCGGGGGCAUCCCUGGCAUGAUUGUGAGCUUGGACGAGGACGGGCGGUUGUGUGUGAGCUACCUUGGGACCGACCCGCCGACGACGUCGGUCCUGCUCUACGACGGCCAUACCGACGAUCCGCUCGAGAUCCAGUACGCGGAUCCGCUGCCAUUAGCCGACUUUUUCGGCGCCAUCGACGAGCACUUUCAUCUGCGGAAAGCCGUGGCCGAGCUCAAGGCCGACAUCAACGACCGCGCGCACGAGUUUCGCGUGAUCCAGAAGCGCCUACUCGUGCGGUACAAGGACCGCAACCCGGCGCCGCUGAGUGCGCUCGACGUACUCAUGCAUGGAACGUACGCGCAGUUGCUGGAUCUGGCAACGCAGAUGGAGCAAGCGCAGCGCAAGCUUGCAGCGGCCUCGAACCGCCUCUCGUGCAGCGUGAGCUUGCUGCUCAUGCUCAUGCGCUACAAAUUCAACCUGGACGACGCCAACUUUAACGUGCUUGCGGCGCACUUGUCGCCGAUCGUGGCCGACGCCGACGUGGGUUGGGAAGACGUGACCGAGGCUGCGAUCACAGAGCUGCUCAAGUCGGCAAAGGCGCCGGCGAGAGAGAUGACAGCGCCCGAGAUAGCGCUGCAGCAGGACACGAAGAAGCUCAAGAAACACAUUACGAUCGUGUGCGACCGGCUCGGAAAAGGAGCGCUCUUUGUCGGCGAGGCCCGGCCACGGCGACCGCCAUCGGACGACGACAACGGCAAGGACGACAACGGCAAGGACGACAACGGCAAGGACGACGACGACGGCGGCAAGGAGUAG
Molecule: messenger RNA, 1431 nt
Organism: Saprolegnia parasitica CBS 223.65
Lineage: Eukaryota; Oomycota; Saprolegniomycetes; Saprolegniales; Saprolegniaceae
Exons: 9
Coding region: 1-1431 (476 amino acids)
Biological process (GO): cilium assembly
Cellular component (GO): BBSome; membrane
Source: RefSeq, a predicted model, not a curated record